Molecule: messenger RNA, 1500 nt
Organism: Penicillium griseofulvum
Lineage: Eukaryota; Fungi; Ascomycota; Eurotiomycetes; Eurotiales; Aspergillaceae
Product: Amidohydrolase 1
Exons: 2
Coding region: 1-1500 (499 amino acids)
Molecular function (GO): hydrolase activity, acting on carbon-nitrogen (but not peptide) bonds
Source: RefSeq, a predicted model, not a curated record
AUGGCAGCUUCUUCCAAGAUCCUUCUACAUGGCGGUACUCUUUUAGUACAUGAUGUCGACGAGAGGGUGGUACCGCGCCGGCUCGAUCUUUUAAUCGAUGGGAAUGCCAUUGUCCAAAUUGAGGAAAAUAUUGACGUAGAUGAACAAAGCGUCAGAAUUAUCAACUGCAAGGAUAAAAUAGUAUCGCCUGGCUUCAUCAGUACCCACCACCACCUAUGGCAAACCCAGCAAAAAGGCCAACACGGCAACCAUAGUCUUCUGGAAUACCUACCAUGCAUGAAUUUCAUCGGAGCGCUCUACUCACCCGAGGACGCCUUCUGGGGUCAACUUAGUGGCGCAAUGGAGGCUGUGGAUGCUGGUACAACAUCAGUUGUCGACCAUUCACACCUCAAUCUUGGCCCCGAGUACCCACCGACCUUGAUUAAUGCCUUGAUUACUUCUGGCCUACGAGCUGUGUACUGUCAAUGCGUGCCGAGAAUCGUGGACAGAAGUUCUUUGACAGUCACGGACGACUAUGACCCUGCAUCCGCACUCACCAGCUGGAAAGAACUUGCAAAGUUUGCCCCUUUUGCUGAUGGUAGAGUCCACCUUGGCUUUGCCGUGGAUAAUCUAUAUCUACCCACCAGUCAGCUGCAGGAGCUCUACACCGAGCUCCGAUCAAUGCACGCAAAGAUCAUCACCACGCAUGGUGUGGCAGGAAAAUCCUUUGGCAACCCUCCGUCUGCUGUGCAACUUCUCAACAAUGCUGGUUUACUUGGCCCUGAUAUCCUUAUCUCUCAUGCGAAUUUCCCGAAGGAUGGUGAUGCCGCGCUUUUGGCUAGUCACGGCGCCUCUGUUUCUGCAACACCCAACACAGAGCUCCAAAUGGGGUAUCCUCCUGUAGCGUUGAUGCCUGAAUUUCAACCAGUUUCUAGUCUUGGAGCAGAUUGUCACAGCUGGGGAACCGGAUUCAUGCCUGGACAAAUGCGUCUCUUACUUCAGCAUGCCAGAACAAACUACUCGGACAUAUUAGCGAAGGAAGGGAAGUGGAGUCGGCAUGUUGGACCUCUGGUUGAACAUGUAUUCAAUCUGGGCACGAUCGGCGGUGCUCGGUCGAUGGGAAUGGCUGGGGAGAUCGGCCAGAUCAAGGUCGGGGCCAAAGCGGAUUUGGUUAUCUUCGAUACGAAGAGUCCGUCAAUGUUGGCGGCUGCUGAGGAAGACCCAGUUUCUGCUAUCGUACUCCAUUCCAGUGAGAGGGAUGUUGAAACCGUUAUCGUGGACGGCGUUGUGAGAAAGGAAGGAGGAAAACUGCUGCCUGUUUCGAUCGCGGACGCUCCUACUUCUGCUCUGAACUUGACAUCGAGCAAACAGCAGCUUGAGUGGAUGGAUGUUAUGACCAAAGUGUUGGACAGCCGAAAAACGAUCAAAGCUAAAGCGCAAGGAAUCGAUUUCAAAGCGGGAGAAGAAAAGAUUAUUGAUGCGUUUCACAUGAAUCGAAAUGAUAUGAAGGAGAAUAUCUAA